Molecule: messenger RNA, 1495 nt
Organism: Dreissena polymorpha
Lineage: Eukaryota; Metazoa; Mollusca; Bivalvia; Myida; Dreissenidae
Product: putative nuclease HARBI1
Exons: 4
Coding region: 228-1262 (344 amino acids)
Source: RefSeq, a predicted model, not a curated record
ACUGGAGCCGUAUUCACCAAUAUCCGUAAGUCUAUUUUUUUUAGACUUACGCUAAGUUUCAGACUCAGACUCAGACUCAGUUUAAAAAAAGUUAAUUCACGAAACUGAAAUCAUCCCAGUUUUAGACUCAGACUCAUAAGCCUGAGUCUAAAAUUCUGAGUCUACUAUUUGUAGACUUACGUACGUGUAGUCGCGACGUAACGUUCUAAGCACGUAGCUAAACCAACAUGGCCGCUGCCCAUAGGAAUCUACGUCGGUGUAGAAAUAAUCGGCGCUUGCGAGUAGAGAGAGUGUUUUUAGAUCGUACAAAUCCGCUGGAAAUAUACAGAGAUGUCGAACUUUACAAGCGGUUUCGAUUUACGAGAGACACUCUCCAAUUCAUAUGCGAAAUUUGCUUUGACGUAGAGAGACACACAAAUCGAAGUUUGCCGAUCCCAGUGGCACUAUCGGUGUGCACCUACCUGCGGUACGUUGCUAGCGGGGACCUGCAGCUCACCGUGGCUGACAGCGCUGGUCUGUCACAGGCUACAGUUUGUAGGGUCUGUGCACAGGUCAGUGCCAUAUUGGCCGCAAAAGUGUCGGACUUCGUCAAGUUCCCGACUGGAAUAGACGCCGCCCGUGUGAAGCAAGGGCUUGGAGCCAUAGCCGGUUUCCCUAAUGCGCUUGGAUGCAUAGACUGCACGCACAUAAACAUAAAGAAACCAAAUGAAAAUGUAGAAGAUUUCAUUGGACGGAAAGGGAUCCCGACCAUUAACGUACAGGCGAUCUGUGAUGCAGACUACAAGAUAACAAGUUUCACAGCGAACUGGCCGGGAAGAACACACGACGCAAGGAUAUGGAGGAAUUGUGAACUCCGGAACCAGUUUGAAAACGGACAACAUGCUGGCCUACUCAUCGGAGACAGCGGGUAUGGUUGUUCUCGCUAUUUGCUGACACCAUAUUUACGACCAGUGAACCAGUCCGAAGACAGAUUCAACAGGUCACUCUGUAGAACAAGAGUGAUAAUUGAACAGACAUUCGGGAUGUUAAAGAACCGAUUCGGAAUAUUGGGACGCAAGAUCCGCGCAACACCAACAAGGGCUGUACAGCACAUUAGUGCAUGCAUCGUUCUGCACAAUAUUGGAAUUGCGCGCAACGACUCAGUCGAGAUCCCUGAAAUUGAUGCCUAUGAAGCAGCACAACCUGUAGCCAAUCCGCCUGACAAUGUGGAUGGACGCGCUAUGCGGCAUUUCAUUACUGAAACAUAUUUCAGUAGAAUGUAAGAAAGGAAAGAAACUGAAGAUGAACUAAAUAUGCUUAUUGCAUAAUUAGCUAUUCAUUUUCCUUUUAUUACCUGUAAAUGUAUUUUUUGCAGUCAUACUGUUUAAGAAACACUAUACAUGUAAAAUGUAUAACAUUCUCCUUUUCAAAGUACCUUCAUACAUUAUAUGAAAACUGUUCAAGGGGUGUAUCGAAGGUGUUUCAUGAUAUACAGAUAAUUAUUUAACAAAAACAA